AUGGAGCAGUACAGAAACAGAACCACACUGGACCUCAGAGGCCUGAUCAGUGGAAACGUCUCAGUGCAGAUCUCCUCUGUGAAGAUGUCUGACAGAGGAGAUUACACAUGUUUCAUCCCCAAACUGAAAAGCAGGUGCAUCAUCACCCUGCAUGUUGUGGAACAGAGGAAUCACGUCAGUGCUGCGGCUCGUCUGGAGAACAACUCCCCAUCCAACCAGCCGGGGAAAGGAAGAAGGUUCGUCAGCAUGUUGCUGGUUCUGGUUCUGAUGUGGACUCAGCUGCUGCUCGCAGAAUCGUCCUCUGGUGACCACGAGCUCCGACUCCUCCCCUCUCGCCGCUCCCUUCACCUCCCCCCGCGUCUCCUCCCUCAGCACCACUUGAGUGAUCAGCAUCACAAUGUCGAGGAGUCCCGCUACCUCCAUCUUCAUCAUCCCCUUCAUCAUCAUUUUCACCACCAUUUGGCCAAAGUGAUGCCGGCCGCCCUCCUGGAGUCUCGCUUCCGUCAGCAGCCCGGCGUCCAGCGAGCCGUCAACUUGCUGGCACGGCCACAUCACGAGGUGCAGCCGGAGCACGCCGCCAUCUCUGCACGGCAUCUGGUUACCGUGUACCUGGCCGUGGACGUGCGGCGGCUGAACGUCAGUCUUCUUCGUUGGUUUCGAGAAGGUGUAGCGGCAGCGCUUGGUGUUCCUGCAGGACGCGUUCACAUCAACCGGCUGAAUGAGGAGAAGAAUGGCAUCGAGCUCUUCGUGUCCUCUGAUAGGCUGGGGAUCUCCGAGCCCCGCCCUGCCGAAGAGGUCAUCCAAUCACUGAACGUCCGGGUCCUCCACCGCCACCUGGGACACUUCGGCAUCACCGAGGUCUCGACUGAGAAGAACGUCCUGCAGGGGGAGCAGAGGGAUCACGUGUGGACCACAGAAGGGUUUUACACUGUCGUCCUCUUCUUCACCAUCUUCGUCAUCGUCAUCACCUGCUUGAUGGUUCUGUAUCGACUCAGAGAGAAGGUUCAGGUUUCUGACACAGAACUGAAAGCUCCGCCCUCUAAUCGCCACCUGACGCUCACAAUCUCUCCUGACUCCGCCCACAGGUCAAAGGGCACAAAGGUCGUCUCAUCAGGAAGCAUGGUCCAAGCUGAGCUCCCUCCAGCUGCCGCCACGCCCAUUCCCCUGCAGCAGCCAAUCACAGCCUGCCGUCGCCUCGCUCCACCUGUCGUCCCUGUGCCCAGUCCCGCCCCUGCCCCUGUCGUCAUCAACAGCGUCGCCUCGGCGACGACCAACAACGAGCUCAAGCCUUGCCCCUCCCCCUUCAGGAUGAAACCUGCUGCAGGACUUCAAGAAAGACGUGGUUCCAACGUGUCUCUGGUGUUGGACAUGACGUCUCUCGGCUCUGUGGAGCCGCUCAAUGUUUCGGUGGUGACCCCCAGAGAGUCGGCAGCGAGGGAGUACCUGACGUCCGCCAGCCGGCCGCUGACGAGGCCGCAGCUCCAAGACCUCGCCAACAACACGGACAAGCUGCACGCCGAGUUCACUGAAAUUCCCAUGAACUUCACUGACCCCAAGGAGCUGGACAUUCCAAACCAUGGCACCAAGAGCAGAUACAAGACCAUACUACCAAAUCCUCAUUCUAGGGUGAUCCUGAAGUCCAAGAGCUGCAACGACCUGCUGAACUCCUACAUUAACGCCAAUUACAUACGAGGUUACCUAGGCGACGAGAAGGCGUACAUCGCCACUCAGGGUCCCAUGGUGAACACGGUAAACGACUUCUGGCAGAUGGCGUGGCAGGAGGAGUCGCCCGUCAUCGUAAUGAUCACCAAACUAAAGGAGAAGAACGAGAAGUGUGUUCUGUAUUGGCCGGAGAAGAGGGGGAUCUACGGGAAGGUUGAAGUGUUGGUGAACAGCAUCAGAGAGUGCGAACACUACACAACUCGCAGCCUCGCACUCAAGUGUGGGAAUCAAACUCGCGUGCUGCAGCAUUACUGGUACACAUCAUGGCCUGACCACAAAACCCCUAAUUCAGCAAUGCCGCUGCUGCAGUUAAUGUCUGAUGUAGAGACGGAUCGACGGACGGCCGCCGCCAUGGGACCAGUUAUUGUCCAUUGCAGUGCUGGGAUUGGCCGGACAGGUUGUUUCAUUGCUACAACGAUCGGCUGUCGCCAGCUGCAGCUGGAGGGAGCGGUGGAUGUGCUGAGCAUCACCUGCCAGCUCCGAGCGGACAGAGGUGGUAUGAUCCAGACAGCUGAGCAGUACGAGUUUGUGCAUCACGCUUUGAUCCUGUACGAGGCCCGCCUCUCCACAGAAACUGGCCAAUGA
This is a messenger RNA of Limanda limanda (common dab), 2307 nucleotides long. RefSeq names its product protein tyrosine phosphatase receptor type R (gene ptprr). Bases 1 to 2307 code for a protein of 768 amino acids. The transcript is spliced from 18 exons. Gene Ontology annotation, molecular function: protein tyrosine phosphatase activity. Lineage: Eukaryota; Metazoa; Chordata; Actinopteri; Pleuronectiformes; Pleuronectidae. The record is from RefSeq and is a predicted model, not a curated record. Gene Ontology annotation, biological process: protein dephosphorylation.